UCUACACAUUCAUGCCAAAUUUGUAGCCCAGCAAGCUCAUAAAACUGCAGCAAGUUGCACUGACAAAGCAAACUGAUCAAGCUGAGAUGAAGGCAAUGUUGUUCCCAAUGGCUGCAAUCAAGGCUGUAAUUGUGAUGCUGCUGAGCUAUAGCUGUUUAUGUCAUGCACAAGAUUGGUCGGUGCGGUUGAGAGGUGGCCAGUCACCAUUUGAAGGCAGAGUGGAGGUGCUCGUUAACAACAGCUGGGGCACCAUCCAGGACACAAACUGGGGGCUUGAUGAUGCUUUAGUCGUAUGCAAGCAACUUGGAUUCUCAGCAGCUGACUCAGCUGUUUCUGGUAGAGUGUUUGCUCCUGCUGAUCUGCACACUCCUGUUCUGCUCACUGAUGUGCAGUGCAGUGACGGAGCUGUCUCACUGCAGGACUGUGAGUAUCAAACAGGCAAUAGUCUGCCCUUCUAUAAUCUACACACACGAGACGCUGGAGUGAGGUGUGCUGUGAAGUACUCGAUUCGACUCCAAUCAAUGACCAGCAGCAGGAACAUUGGGAGACUUGGUAUUCAGCGUGGUACUAUUUGGAGCCCAGUCUGUUACGACAGCUUGUGGACAACCGAGCAAUCCUCUGUUGCUUGUCGUCAGCUUGGUUACGACCAGAUAAUAGGUUCUCAAGGAGUGAACAUGACAGGAGCAGUGACUGUGUCUCCACUGAAUUGCACAGGGAGUGAGCCCAACCUUCAAUCAUGCAGGUCACCCGUAAGUGUUCUGAACAACUGUUCCAGUGGACUGGUUGUUGAGCUAGAGUGUGCAGGCACCCCCCUCCAGCUCCACCCCCCUACAACCAGCUUUCUCAGUUGUACCUCUGUCACUCUUCAGUGGACCACUCAUGACAAUUACAGAGGGCAUGAGAUAGACGCGUAUACUAUAAGGUAUCGGCCCUACGUCCGUUACCCUCUGGAUACCCAGCUUCCUUGGAUUACCAUGAGAGUGGACCCCUCGAGCAGUGAGGAGCAAUCAUUGACCAUUGGUGACUUAGCGCCCCUCUCAGAGUACGAGGUCCAAGUCAGUGCUACUAACACACUUGGUUCCAGCCCAUUCUCUGACAACACUGUUAUUACCACACUGGCUCCAGUGAUCACCGCCCCUGGUCACAUUCAGAUAGACACUCGUGGGCCAACAACUGCUAACAUAUCGUGGACGGAGCCCAUGACCUGUGGAAUUGACAAUCUUUUUUACGAGAUAUCAUACAAUGUGGAGAGAAGUGGACUGUCCUCCGUAACCAGGCUCGACAGUGUAACACAUACCCCAGACUCUGUGCAGCGGUACGAAAUGCGUGGAUUGUUACCGUACACUCAGUACUCUGUGAGAGUGCGUGUGGUGGGCUAUGUGGAUGGUGGUGAUGGCACAUAUAUGGUGGGAAGCGGGACUCUAUUUGGAAGGACUGCUUUUUUGUCCAGCAACUUCAGUGACAUUACUGUGUUCACUACUAACAAGAGUCUUCCAACUGGCUCCCCCCAAGCUUUUGUUGCAUUUUUUUCCCUCCUUCAAUCCACGGCUCACUUUGAGUGGCAGUCUGUAUCACCACACCUGGCCAAUGGAGUCAUAUUAAAUUACAUUAUAUCUUGUCGCUAUAUGAGAAACGGUGACGACUGGAAUUUGGACAUCAAAGACAUGGUAUCCAAUUCAACAUUCACGUACAGUUUGCAGAACUUGUUAUCAGCUGCACACUAUGAGUGCUCGGUGGCUGCUCUUAACGAGGUAGGAGAGGGGCCAGCUAGCACACCCAUCCUAUUCUCCACUCCAGCGGUAGAUCUCAAUCGGAGGCCCAGCGCACCUCGUAAUGUGGUGUUUGAAGUUAUGCGCCAGAACAGAGACUCAUUAUUCAUUGGAGCUCAAUGGGAGAUGUUUGUGUGUGAGUCCAACUUUACCUGUGUGGAACUACUCGGUUACGUCAUCACUUGUCGAGCUGAGAUCAGCAGGGAAGAAGUGAGAAAUACAGUAUGGCUGUCUGAUUUUCAAGAUGAGGAUGAAGUGUUUGAGAAUGCUCGGGUUCAGGUGAAACCUUUCACGAGAUACGACUGUUCAGUGGCUUCUCUAAACACCUACGGAGUGGGGCAGCCUGGCUCAAUAAUAUCCUUGAAGACUCCUGAGACAAUUCCAAAACAGUCAGCGACCAAACUCUACGCCACCAACGUUGGGACUGACAGUGUACAGCUACACUGGACUUACGAGGAAACACCUAGAGCUGGAGAGCUGAACGGAUUCGCGCUUUAUCUGUACAAACAAGACACCCGAUUCCCAGGGAGAACAGGAUCAUUCGUUAUCAGGGAAUAUUUCAACAUAGGGAUUAAUCAAGAUCAGACAUCUUUUUCCUAUUUGUUGAUGUACUUGGAUCAAAGUGUUACCUACAAUGUGUAUAUAGCUGCAGCCACUGUGGUUGGAGAGGGGCCUCAAGAAAGGAUAUCAGUCACAACCCAUAGGGAAGCUCCGUCCACAAUCCUUGGGAAUGUGUUCACAAGCAUCACCUCUUCAAGAGAGCCAUUCCCUGUUCUUGUGGAGUGGUCAGUGUCAGCUACCUCCGUACAGUCUAUUGAUUACAUUGGGUUUAUUGUCUCGUGCUUUGACAACUCAACAGGCACAGCCAAUGAGCUUCUAAGACAUGUUGUCCUGGACAGUCAACCGAUGGCAAGCUACUCAGCCAAUAUACUCCUCCCUGCCAACUGUGAGAUGCCUUUGGGGUCUUACCAGUGUUCAGUGUUUGCCUUUAAUGAGAGGGGGGAGGGACGGAGAACCACUUCGCUACCCUCCAGUCUGCCUUGCACUGGAGGAGGCGACGGUCUGACCGGGAGUUUUCUGGCUAAUCCAUACGCUGGCAUUACAUUCUUGGUGCUUGUCAUUUUGCUGAUCAUUCUACUGAUAACAACUGUUAUCAUUUGCUGUGUCUGCAUAGGACGCUAUGAGAAAAGCACUAAGAAGGAGGAACACUACAGCACUGUUCCGUUUGAUGAGGGAUACAUCAGUAUGGCGCCAACUGGGUCAAAUUCAUCGGCUAUGAAGCAACCGUGGUCAAGAAAUAAUGUCCACCCCCCGUCUUUCCUUAGUAGAGGUGGUAACCCUCGACUGAGCAUUGACCAGGACAUUCAGAGCCACUAUGAUGAGAUCUCGGUAGGGAGAGCAAGCAAAACUGAGAAUAUAUAUGAUGAGAUUCCACUGAGGUUGACACCACAACCACCAACCCCACGUCGCAGUAAUGCUAGCUCUAUGAGGUCCUCUCCAACAUUGCAGAAUGGUGUAACCUGCCUGUCGAUACACAGCAUCUCCGAAAAGUCAUUUGAUCUUGACGAGAGUCAAGUCACAACCAUGACCGAUAUCACUAAAAUUGAUGUCCCUGUCAGUAAUGGAGCCAAAUUACUGAGCCCAGUCUCAUCUGAAGAAAACCUUGCCAAAGCAAAACCAGUCAGUAAAGAUAAGCCAAAAACGUCUCCCUUCAAGGACCAACCCCAACCCUCUGCUCGUGGGCGCACCUCUGGCUAUGUGGAAGUAGUCACAACAAAGGACGGCAAGAGAUGCGUACGAGAGCUUGGGAACACUUCAUCAGUGGACAUGGAAUCUUACCAACCUUUUCAUCAAGACGGCAUUCAAGAACAAGCAGCCAGACGCACCUCACUGCGGGAGCAAGGUCACUCGUACCAAAACGUGGCAGAGAUUCGACGACCAAGGUCCGUUUCUUCUACACAAGCCUGCAUUACCAAUGAUGAGAGGAAUCGAAAGUCUAUUCCAAAUCAGACUAAUAGGCAGCAAAUAACUUCUGCCGAUUUUCAGCUUUCAACCGUUGAUGAUUCAGAGGUCUAAUUAAUUUGUAAAGAACCAGUAACGUUCACUUUCAUUAUACGUAGAUAAUUUUAUUAUACACAUCUUUAAAAGUCAUUAACACGUGUUACAAUUAGAUCUAUACAGCCUAUAAAUUUUACAGAUUUAUAAUUGUUGUGUAGUAAUUAUAUGCACACACCCGAUCGUUUAUACUCCAUAAUUUAUACUGUCAUCGCAUAGAUAUCAUGGUCAUCGAAUGCUUAAAAUAAUAAUUAUAAACAUUUUAUGCAAGUCAUGUAUAGAUUGAUAUAAUUAUAUAAUACA
Molecule: messenger RNA, 4127 nt
Organism: Halichondria panicea
Lineage: Eukaryota; Metazoa; Porifera; Demospongiae; Suberitida; Halichondriidae
Exons: 17
Coding region: 87-3845 (1252 amino acids)
Cellular component (GO): membrane
Molecular function (GO): protein binding
Source: RefSeq, a predicted model, not a curated record